Symbiodinium natans is the source of this 1347-nucleotide messenger RNA. The record is from the annotation of a GenBank genome assembly. Lineage: Eukaryota; Dinophyceae; Suessiales; Symbiodiniaceae.
AUGGCGCUCUUCUGCACCAGCCUGGCGUUAGCGAUCGCAGCAUUGGCAGCAGAGCCGUCCCGGCUGCAUGUCGGCAACGCCGGCUGGGGUCUCCGCUUCGAUGGUGUUGACGACAUCGUGUUAUUUGACCGCAUGCCGUUGCCGCCUUUCACGAUCGAGUUCUGGGCCCAGCCAUUGGAUCUGAAGGAUGGCGGCGGACAGGCUUUAGCAGCAUACAACGUCAAUGGGGUGAUGCUCUCCCAAAACACAGCGACCGGCAUUAUCUUGUCCAUACUGGAUCUUGGGGCAGAGAUUCACACCUCGACGGCGACCGUGGACUCCUUCAUGGGGUCCCCAGCUCCUUCCGAGAUCUUCCACUGGGCCAUGUCACUCAGCAAGGAUGGCGACUACGCGGUGUAUGUCAAUGGCGACAGCGUUGGCACAGGAGCCUUAGCAGAGGAGGACAUGCGGGCGAUUGCGGAUCAGUACAUGGCCUUCCCAUGGACGCUGGGAGGGCGCUUCGGACGCAUCCUGGGCCAGUAUGUUACCGAUGACCGAGCCUUCGGCGGAGUCAUGGACGAGAUCCGCGUGUGGAGUUGUAUUCGCAGCCCUCAGGAAAUCCGUGACAGCAGGUUAUUAUUCAACCUCCAGGGGCUUGAUGCCACCAACUUGACGAUCCAUCUGGGCUUUGACAUGCCAGACGAAAGCCCGCCCGGAGCACUACUUGGAGCCGGCGUCCUUUUCAAGACUCCCACGUGGGUGCCCUCCCCGAUGCCAGGCCUCGGAGGUCCCGUGGUCGUCGACGUGGGGUUGGGCAGUGGCGUGCAGGACAUCCAGAUCUGCGCCAGCAUGGAUGAGUUUGCGGACGGGGUGGUCAUGACCGCAACUUUCCCGCAAUCCCUCUCGACUGGUAUUCUGAUGAGUCCCUCCAUCCCACUGUCUGAAAACCGUUCGGCGGAGCUCUUCCAGCUCUGUGGCUACGUGUCCUACAUGCCCCAAAGGCCCGGCUUUGACGUUUCAGACUUCCACGUAAGCGCCGACGUCGGAGGUGUGAUUCUGCAAGCCACCGGAACCCUGCAUGUGCGGGUGCGCCAGAAUCAUCACCCGGUGGCUGGCGCUGCGCGGGCCAUGCAUACAGAUGGGCAGAGCGGAUAUGCCCUACUAGGCCACACGCCGCAGGAGGACGAAUUCUCAUUCUCUUUGUGGAUGAAGGCCGAUACAACCUCCUCGGAACCGUGCAUGGUCGGCCGGCACUGGAUCAAGGACGCAGAAAAUUACAUCCUCCUCUUCUUCCACGGCGGCGCGUACAGUUUCUUGUGGAAGUGUUCGUCAGGCUCGGGCUGUUGGUUCUCACAUUCCAAACCAUGA